GCCGGCCUGGCGGGUCGGGGCUCAUGGCAUCACUCUGGAUGACCUAGACCUCGUCGGUCUUCAACAUGUCUCUAUGGGCAGCUGGCAAGCUCACCUGUGCCUGCGCCCUCGCACGCAUGGUGCACAUUCUCUGCAAUAAGCAAGCACAGCGUGAUCUACGCCUUGCUAACUCUCGAUGACACAUCUACAACCAAUAUAUCUCUCACACACAUCACGACUCCUCACGACUGCCACGACUGUCCUAUCACGACCGCACAUAUACCCGCUCACUGCCGAUCCUCUGGCGUUGCUAUCACGUGUAUUCUCUGAACUGUCGACGUUCCCCUGGCUUGCGCAAACUGUAAGGGCCGAGGUUAGGUUACGGUCGGACUUCGGUAUGGAACGAAUAGAUGGCGGCGUAGACCAUUCUGCUCCUCUUCACACCUACCCACCUUCCAUUGCAUUCCGUCUGUCCUGCUGCUUCUGUGGAACGUUUUUUUUCUUCGUCUGCGUCUUCUUCUGGCUUGCUUUCGUCCACGCUCCACGAUCUGCUUGUACUUUCUUGCGUAUGUUACUCACUAGCAUAUCAUCUCGAUGCUCGAUCUCGAUUCAGUUCUCCUCAAGUGUAUAUAUCGCCCUCGUUACCCAAUAUCCACUACGCGGGAUUCAUCCGAUACUCGUGUGUCGUGAACUAAAUUGGAUAGCUUCGUGUGACGAUAGAGGCGGUCCUUAUCGACGGAGUCCUCGCAUGCUUCGCCAUGCAGUAUCUGCACAGGGGGAUGGGCGGCACUCUGAGGCGGUGAGCGGGAUGUCACAUAGCCUCAAGAAGCGUAUAGCCUCCUCUUCUGCAUCCGAACGAUAAUACUCACCUAUAAUCGCGCGAAACGUACACACUGCCCCGCCAAUUUGACCACACCGAUAGUAGCAGAACUGAGGUCAGAAUUAGUUCCGUUCGUCAAGCACGCGACUGCAGCGGGUCAAAUUCAACAUGAUACACGCGGAGCGUUUUUUCUGGAGAUCCGCGAUGUGAGCGUGGCAAGCCCCUUUUAUCGUGAAUUCAAGGCCCUAAAAC
Laetiporus sulphureus 93-53 is the source of this 1051-nucleotide messenger RNA. RefSeq lists its product as uncharacterized. The transcript is spliced from 2 exons. The record is from RefSeq and is a predicted model, not a curated record. The coding region runs from base 176 to 841 and encodes 221 amino acids. NCBI's taxonomy places the organism in Eukaryota, Fungi, Basidiomycota, Agaricomycetes, Polyporales, Laetiporaceae.